Callorhinus ursinus (northern fur seal) is the source of this 1083-nucleotide messenger RNA. It is a transcript of the gene ATP1B4, whose product is annotated as ATPase Na+/K+ transporting family member beta 4. Lineage: Eukaryota; Metazoa; Chordata; Mammalia; Carnivora; Otariidae. Gene Ontology annotation, biological process: regulation of DNA-templated transcription; sodium ion transport; potassium ion transport. Gene Ontology annotation, cellular component: nuclear inner membrane; sodium:potassium-exchanging ATPase complex. The record is from RefSeq and is a predicted model, not a curated record.
AUGAGAAGGCAGCUCCGGUCCAGAAGGGCUCCGGCCUCUCCUUACGCUUAUCGCUACAGACUUGACGAUCAGGAUGAAGUGAACCAGAACUACUUAGCAGAUGAAGAGGAAGAAGCUGAAGAAGAGGCUCGGGUGAUGGUGGUACCCGAUUUGGAGGAGGAGGAGGAAGAAGAGGAGGAGGAGGAAGAGGAGGAGAUAGAAGAGGAGGAAAAGGAGGAGGAAAAGGGUCAAGGUCAGCCAGCAGGCAAUGCUUGGUGGCAGAGAUGGCAGAUCGUGAGCGAAUACCUGUGGGAUCCGGAGAAAAGGAUGUCUCUGGCCCGAACAGGUCAGAGUUGGAGCCUGAUCUUAGUCAUUUACUUCUUCUUCUAUGCCUCCCUGGCCGCUGUCAUCACCCUCUGCAUGUACACGCUAUUUCUGACCAUCAGUCCCUACAUGCCGACCUUCACUGAGAGGGUGAAGCCUCCUGGAGUUAUGAUUAGACCCUUCGCCCAUAGCCUUAACUUCAACUUCAACGUUUCUGAACCUGACACUUGGCAGCAUUAUGUCAUUAGCCUAAAUGGCUUUCUCCAGGGUUACAACGACAGUCUUCAAGAGGAGAUGAAUGUAGAUUGUCCCCCGGGGCAGUACUUCAUCCAAGAUGGCGAUGAGGAUGAAGACAAGAAGGCCUGCCAAUUUAAGCGCUCCUUCCUGAAGAACUGCUCGGGCUUGGAGGACCCUACUUUUGGCUACUCUACUGGACAGCCAUGCAUCCUUCUAAAGAUGAACCGGAUUGUAGGCUUUCGUCCUGAGCUUGGGGAUCCUGUGAAGGUGUCCUGCAAAGUUCAGAGAGGCGAUGAAAAUGACAUCCGAUCCAUCAAUUACUACCCAGAGUCGGCUUCUUUUGACCUUCGCUACUACCCUUACUACGGCAAACUGACUCAUGUUAACUACACCUCCCCGCUGGUGGCAAUGCACUUUACAGAUGUGGUGAAGAACCAAGCGGUGCCCGUCCAGUGCCAGCUGAAGGGCAAGGGCAUCAUAAAUGAUGUCAUCAAUGAUCGUUUUGUGGGUAGGGUGAUCUUUACUCUGAACAUAGAAACCUAA